UCACACAGACUCAGUUCCCAACCACACGGACACUUCACCACCGAGACGAUGUCGCGUGCUCCUCUGCCCGUCUUGCUAGUCCUCUGCGCCGUCGGCGCGGCCGCCGCAGCCGUGCCGAGGUACCGCGAGGCGUCGCACUUCACCAACUCGGCGGCGGCUCAGUGCCCUCCGCCGCUUCCCGCGUCGGACGCGGACGCGGCGUGCUCGCCGCACGCGGCGGUGCACGUGGCCAUGACGCUGGACGCGUCGUACCUGCGCGGCACCAUGGCCGCCGUGCUCUCCGUGCUGCGGCACGCGUCCUGCCCAGAGUCCAUCCACUUCCACUUCGUCGCCUCCUCCGCCACGGGGUCGGCGGCGGCGGAGCUGAGGGACACCGUUCGCGCGUCGUUCCCGUCGCUGGCGUUCCGGGUGUACCCGUUCGCCGACGAGAAGCGCGUGGCGGGGCUCAUCUCCACCUCAAUCCGCGGCGCGCUCGACCGGCCGCUCAACUACGCGAGGUCCUACCUCGCCUCCGUGCUGCCGUCGUGCGUGCGCCGCGUCGUGUACCUCGACUCCGACGUCGUCCUCACCGACGACAUCGCGGCGCUCGCGGCGACCCCGCUCUCGGGGGAGGCGGCCGUGGCGGCGCCCGAGUACUGCGGUGCCAACUUCACCGCCUACUUCACGCCUGGGUUCUGGGCUUCUCCCGCGCUGUCGUCGACGUUCGCGGACCGGCGCGCGUGCUACUUCAACACGGGCGUGAUGGUGCUCGACCUGGUGCGGUGGCGGCGGGCUGGGUACACGGCCCAGAUCGAGGAGUGGAUGGAGCUGCAGAAGCGGGUGCGCAUCUACGAGCUGGGCUCGCUGCCGCCGUUCCUGCUCGUGUUCGCGGGGCGGAUCGCGGCAGUGGACCACCGGUGGAACCAGCACGGCCUCGGCGGGGACAACUACCGGGGACUCUGCCGCAGCCUGCACGCCGGCGCCGUCAGCCUGCUACACUGGAGCGGCAAGGGGAAGCCCUGGGACCGGCUCGACGCCGGGCGGCCGUGCCCUCUCGACGCCGUCUGGGCAAAGUACGACAUGCUCCGGCCGGCCGCCGGCAUCGAGAGCUCGUGACGUCACAGCGUUCGAUCGAGCGUUCUUUUUCUUGAUCGAUUUACAAGCAUCGUCUUCGUUCUUUUGUUGAUUAAUUUUACGCGGAUAGAUCAUCAGGAUGUUCGUGUGAAUUGUACAUAUCGAUCAGUGGAAUAACAGAGAUGGGUUAGACUUUUUUAUCUUCAAA
Phragmites australis (common reed) is the source of this 1261-nucleotide messenger RNA. RefSeq names its product probable galacturonosyltransferase-like 1. The record is from RefSeq and is a predicted model, not a curated record. Gene Ontology annotation, molecular function: glycosyltransferase activity. The coding region runs from base 49 to 1095 and encodes 348 amino acids. NCBI's taxonomy places the organism in Eukaryota, Viridiplantae, Streptophyta, Magnoliopsida, Poales, Poaceae. The transcript has a single exon. Gene Ontology annotation, cellular component: Golgi apparatus.